GAUCCAUCAUGAGUGAGGAGUGGGACUCAAACUUUUCAGAAAACUGGAAUUAUAUUUUGAGUGUCAAUAACACAAAGCCUGAUCUAUACUCAGACAUCAAUAUUACCUAUGUGAACUACUAUCUUCAUCAUGCUCAAGUGGCAGCGGUCUUCAUUAUUUCCUACUUUCUGAUCUUCUUCCUGUGCAUGGUGGGAAAUACAGUGGUCUGCUUCAUUGUAAUGAGGAACAAACAUAUGCACACAAUCACUAAUCUCUUCAUCUUGAACCUGGCCAUAAGCGAUUUGCUAAUUGGCAUAUUCUGUAUGCCUAUCACGCUUCUGGACAACAUUAUAGCAGGAUGGCCAUUUGGAAGCACAAUGUGCAAAAUCAGUGGUCUGGUUCAAGGAAUAUCCGUUGCGGCUUCUGUCUUCACAUUGGUUGCAAUAGCAAUGGAUAGGUUUCGGAGUGUUGUCUACCCUUUUAAACCAAAGCUCUCUAUCAAGACAGCAGUUGUCAUUAUUGUGAUCAUCUGGGUCCUGGCCAUUGCCAUUAUUUCCCCAUCUGCAAUAAUGUUACAUGUACAAGAAGACAAAUAUUACCAGGUGAAACUCAACUCAGAGAAUAAAACCAUGCCAAUCUACUGGUGCCAGGAAGACUGGCCAAAUAAGGAAAUGAGAAAGAUCUACACUACUGUGCUGUUUGCUAAUAUCUACCUGGCUCCCCUGUUCCUCAUUGUCAUCAUGUAUGGGAGGAUUGGAAUUUCACUCUUCAAGAUGCCAGUGCUUCACACAGGCAAGCAGAACCAGAAGCAGUGGCACGUGGUGCCCAAGAAGAAGCAGAAGGUCAUUAAGAUGCUCCUGAUUGUGGCCCUACUUUUUAUUCUCUCCUGGCUGCCCUUGUGGACUCUGAUGAUGCUCUCAGACUACGCUGAGCUGUCUCCAAAUGAACUACAGGUCAUCAACAUCUACAUCUACCCUUUUGCACACUGGCUGGCCUUUUGCAAUAGCAGCAUCAACCCCAUCAUUUAUGGUUUCUUCAAUGAGAACUUUCGCCGUGGUUUUGAAGAUGCUUUUCACCUCAAGUUCUGCCAAAAAAGAGCACAGUCCAAGGAAGCCUUUGCCCUACGAGCUGAAAACAAUGUGGUCAUAAAUACAUCUCACCAGUUAGCCCACGAACCUUCAAUUCAAGACACACAUGAGGAAAAUUUUCUUUAGAAACAGUGUGGAAAACCCCGAACAGAAAUUGAUGGAAGAAUGAGGAGGAGCUACCAAUAGCAAUGAGAUUAUAAAAAGAGCUGGGGUGGUGAUUUCAACUCUACUGUGUUAUAUAUUGAAAUGCUGUCACUAACUAUAGUUUUGUACUUCAGUUGUUUCUAAUAAUGUUCCAAAGAAAACAUGUAGAGAAAGCCCUCUCUGGAAAAAUAAAAGUAAACAAAAAUGGUUUUAUGUUCAUAACCAAUUUUGCAGCAUGUAAAAUAUGUCAAAUGACAAAUAUGUUUGCCUGGAUAAAUCUAUUUUCUAGCAACAUAUUGCAAAGCUUGACCUUUUCAACUUAACUAUUUGUGUAUGAGACAAGCAUGUGCAUUAUGUCUAUUGAUACAUGCACACAUGAAUGCAUAUGUGCAUUAUGUCUAUUGAUACAUGCACACAUGAAUGCAUACACACAGAGUUCCCAUAUGAUGAUAAAUUGGUAGUUUUUUGCAUGAGAGUACAUUUUGUCAAGUCUCCCUUUGCUUUUCUAUUUGAAAUUUUAGAUUAAAAA
This is a messenger RNA of Pipistrellus kuhlii (Kuhl's pipistrelle), 1740 nucleotides long. RefSeq names its product neuropeptide FF receptor 2 (gene NPFFR2). NCBI's taxonomy places the organism in Eukaryota, Metazoa, Chordata, Mammalia, Chiroptera, Vespertilionidae. Bases 9 to 1193 code for a protein of 394 amino acids. Gene Ontology annotation, biological process: regulation of MAPK cascade; G protein-coupled receptor signaling pathway; regulation of cAMP-dependent protein kinase activity. The record is from RefSeq and is a predicted model, not a curated record. The transcript is spliced from 3 exons. Gene Ontology annotation, molecular function: peptide binding; neuropeptide receptor activity; opioid receptor binding. Gene Ontology annotation, cellular component: membrane.